GCAGCCCGUGGGGGGGGGGGGGGGAUGGGGGGCAGGUGGAGGGGACGGCCCAGACGCACAUCAUCCACGGCCCCUCGGGACUGGAGGGACUCGUGAGCCGGAGCCCAGAAAUCCGGGGGUGGACAAGACACCGCGUCCCCUCCAAUUCCCCUGCCACCUCCCUGUCCACUGAGGAUCCCCUUCCAGCUUGUCCACCCAGGCAGGGUGAGCCCAGAGGAGGCUCCUGGUCUCAGCUUCUGCACCGACACCGGGGCUACAGGUCAUCACGCCAGCUAGUCAGAACACCAUCUGGAGAAGCUCAGAGACCCCGUCUCCCUUUUCUCUGAGGGACUCUUUUUGGUGACCACGAAAGAAUUUGGUCACUUAGGACAAAGCUGCCAGAGGGCAGAGAGCACGCAAGGCUGUGGCCAGCAGUUCGUGAACCAGGCUCCCCGUGGAAACAGCACAGCCUGGGGCACGUUCACCUCAGACGCCAAGUUCUCGUUUCGCGAUCUGUCUUUGCCACUUACAACCUUGUGUGGUUGUCAGGAGCUCUGGACGACGGCUGGAGGCCCCACAGAGUCCCUGCAGGCGGUGCCCAGGGUUAUGCACCAACGAUGAGUGGGUGUUUUCCAGUUGCUGGCCUCCGAUGCCUGUCUAGGGUAUGUCGCAGCCUGGCUCGGGAAGCUCCUACCUCCCCAGGCCCCACUGCUUCUCUUGGUGCCCACUUCCUUCGGACUCUGGCAGAAACCCCACCCGCUGACGUGUUCCUCCCAGGGAAUUGGUCUUGGAUGUGCCAGCGCCUCUGGCCGUGGCCCGCUAACCAGCCUCUCCCCGGCCGGCUCGCGCCGCGCCCCCUCUCGCUUGCUCCCUCCUCCUCCUCCUCCUGCUCCUCUCCCCCCUGCUCCCAGGACGGCGGGAUGGCGGCGCAGGGCGCGCCGCGCUUCCUCCUGACCUUCGACUUCGACGAGACGAUCGUGGACGAAAACAGCGACGACUCGAUCGUGCGCGCCGCGCCGGGCCAGCGGCUGCCCGAGAGCCUGCGGGCCACCUACCGCGAGGGCUUCUACAACGAGUACAUGCAGCGCGUCUUCCAGUACCUGGGCGAGCAGGGCGUGCGGCCGCGGGACCUGCGCGCCAUCUACGAGGCCCUGCCCCUGUCGCCCGGCAUGAGCGACCUGCUGCAGUUUGUGGCCAAGCAGGGCUCCUGCUUCGAGGUCAUUCUCAUCUCGGAUGCCAACACCUUCGGCGUGGAGAGCGCGCUGCGCGCCGCCGGCCACCACGGCCUGUUCCGCCGCAUCCUCAGCAACCCGUCGGGGCCCGACGCGCGGGGGCUGCUGGCGCUGCGGCCCUUCCACACGCACAGCUGCGCGCGCUGCCCCGCCAACAUGUGCAAGCACAAGGUGCUCAGCGACUACCUGCGCGAGCGGGCCCACGACGGCGUGCACUUCGAGCGCCUCUUCUACGUGGGCGACGGCGCCAACGACUUCUGCCCCAUGGGGCUGCUGGCGGGCGGCGACGUGGCCUUCCCGCGCCGCGGCUACCCCAUGCACCGCCUGAUCCAAGAGGCGCAGAAGGCCGAGCCCAGCGCCUUCCGCGCCGGCGUGGUGCCCUGGGAGACGGCCACCGACGUGCGCCUCCACCUCCAACAGGUGCUGAAGACGUGCUGAGGACCGCGGCCUGCAGGGGGCGCCCGGGCGGAGAAGGGGGCGGGGUGGGGGGCGGGGAGAUCGGGAAGUACAAAACCUAGUUUUCCUACUCCCUUUUCCCUUUCGCUUUGGUAUGUCCCUCCGGGAAUUUCGGGAACUCCGGGCUCGUCCAUCUGGGGGCCGGGGGAGAGAGUUCGGAGCCGUCCCUAUCUAUGCAGUUAACCCGGCUCGGCCGCCCCCCGCCCCGACCCAGUUCCACUGCAAUGUUAAAUUCUGGAGUCUGGCCCCCCACCGGGGUGGUGCGCAUGCCUGGAAGGCAGCCGUGUUUUCCAAAAAGACCUCGCCCUCCGAACGGAGAGGCAGGGGUUCCCUGGCGGGGUGGGGGAAAGGAACAUCUCCCACUGCUUUCACUGCUGCCUUGGGCCGCGAAACCUUCCCUCUCCCCCAGUUUUCUGUCAAGGGGACCCGGGUCCCGAAAUCCUCCCGGCCGCGCCGCAGUCCCGGCGGGGAGAGAGGAAGCCCUCUGCCGAGGGCCUCAGGCCUAGAUCUCGCUUCACCUAUUGCGUCCCCACACUACACCCUUUUUCCUUUUUGCCCCCCUUCCCGCGCCCGCCCUGCCAGCCUCCCCAAAGGGGGAAGGAAACAAAAAAAAAAAAAGCCAGAGGGAACAGUCGCCUCCUGGUGGUGGAACGAGGUAGCGCACAGUCCGGCUCGGGUCCUUCCAGCCAGGGACCUCGCCGCGCGCGACGGUGUCUCCUCCUCUCACCCCAGCCUCGUCUAUGCAGCAAAAGACCAGGGACUUUACCAAAGUCGCCCCGCGGGCUGAGCCCUCUGCGCCCCCCUCCUCCCGUAUGGAACAGAAAGCCAUGAUGUUUUCAAGCAGAGCCAGCGAAAGCCAAGCCCCUCCUCCCUCUUUGGUGUUCUACCGCUAUAAAGGAGGUGAAGGGCAAA
Molecule: messenger RNA, 2579 nt
Organism: Neofelis nebulosa (Clouded leopard)
Lineage: Eukaryota; Metazoa; Chordata; Mammalia; Carnivora; Felidae
Gene: PHOSPHO1
Product: phosphoethanolamine/phosphocholine phosphatase 1
Exons: 7
Coding region: 597-1649 (350 amino acids)
Biological process (GO): bone mineralization involved in bone maturation
Molecular function (GO): phosphatase activity
Source: RefSeq, a predicted model, not a curated record